GCUGCAUGCAAGAGACACACUUCAGACCUAAAGACACUCACAAACUGAAAGUGAAGGGAUUGAAAAAGAUACUCCACGCAAAUGGCAAAGAAAAGAAAGCUGGGGUAGCAGUACUCAUAUCACACAAAAUAGACUUUAAAAAAAACUGUAAAAAGAGACAAAGAAGGGCAUUACAUAAUGAUCAAGGGAACAAUCCAACAAGAGGAUAUAACACUUGUAAAUAUCUACGCACCCAAUGUAGGUGCACCUAAAUAUAUAAAGAAGUUAUUAACAGACAGAAAAACAGAAAUAGACAGUAACACAAUAAUAGUAGGGGACUUUAACACUCCACUUACACCAACGGAGAGAUCAUCCAAACAGAAGAUCAAUAAGGAAACAUUGGCUUUAAAUGACACACUAGAACUGAUGGACCUAGUAGAUAUAUACAGAGCAUUCCAUUCAAAAACCAAAGAAUACACAUUCUUUUCAAAUGCACAUGGAACAUUCUCCAGCAUUGAUCACAUAUUAGGCCACAAAACAAGUCUCCAUAAAUUUAAGAAGAUUGAAUAAUACCAAGCAUCUUUUCUGACCACAGUGGCAUGAAACUAGAAAUCAACUAUAGGAAGAAAAUCAGAAAAGCCACAAAUACAUGGAGAUUAAACAAAAUGCUACUGAACAACAACUGGGUCAACAAAGAAAUCAAAGAAGAAAUCAGAAAAUACCUGGAGACAAAGGGAAAUGAAAAUAAGACAUGCCAGAAUUUAUGGGAUACAGCAAAAGCGGUUCUAAGAGAGAAGUUUAUAGCAAUACAGGCUUAUCUCAACAAACAAGAAAAAUCUCAAAUAAACAAUCUAACAAUGCACCUAAAGGAACGGGAAAAAGAAGAACAAACAAACAUGGACAACACCACCUGGUUGGCCAACAACACCAGAUGGUCAGAUUUCAUUCUGGUGGGACUUUUCAGUCAUUCCAAGCACCCAAUUGUCCUUUGUGUGAUCAUUUUUGUUGUUUUAUUGAUGACCUUGUCUGGAAACACCAUCCUGAUCCUUCUGAUACACUCUGAUGCCCACCUCCACACCCCCAUGUACUUCUUCAUCAGCCAGUUGUCUCUCAUGGACAUGAUGUACAUUUCUGUCACUGUGCCCAAGAUGCUCAUGGACCAGGUCAUGGCUGUGAAUAAGAUCUCAGCCCCUGAAUGUGGGAUGCAGAUGUUUCUCUAUUUGACACUAGUAGGUUCAGAAUUUUUCCUUCUACCUGCCAUGGCCUAUGACCGCUAUGUGGCCAUCUGCCAUCCACUCCAUUAUCCUAUCCUCAUGAACCACAGGGUAUGUCUCCUCUUGGUAUCUGGCUGCUGGAUCCUGGGAUCAGUGGAUGGCUUCAUCCUCACCCCUGUCACCAUGACCUUCCCCUUCUGCAGAUCCCGGGAGAUCUAUCAUUACUUCUGUGAGGUCCCUGCUUUAAUGAAGCUCUCCUGCUCAGACACCUCCCUCUAUGAGACACUCAUGUACCUGUGCUGUGCCCUCAUGCUCCUCAUCCCUGUGACAGUCAUUUCAAGCUCCUAUUCUUUCAUCCUCCUCACCAUCUACAAGAUGAGCUCAGCAGAGGGGCGGAAGAAGGCCUUCACCACCUGUUCCUCCCACAUGACUGUGGUCAUCCUCUUUUACGGAGCUGCCGCCUACACCUACAUGCUCCCCAGCUCCUACCACACCCCUGAGAAGGACAUGGUUGUAUCUGUCUUUUACACCAUACUCACUCCUGUUCUAAACCCUUUAAUCUAUAGUCUUAGGAAUAAGGAUAUCACAGGGGCUCUAAAGAAAAUGUUAAAUUUGGGAUCUAUCUUUCGGGAAAAUAUAAAAUAG
Messenger RNA from Diceros bicornis minor, 1838 nucleotides. Its product is annotated as olfactory receptor 2T5-like. The record is from RefSeq and is a predicted model, not a curated record. Gene Ontology annotation, biological process: G protein-coupled receptor signaling pathway. The transcript has 2 exons. Gene Ontology annotation, molecular function: G protein-coupled receptor activity; olfactory receptor activity. The coding region runs from base 579 to 1838 and encodes 419 amino acids. Gene Ontology annotation, cellular component: membrane. NCBI's taxonomy places the organism in Eukaryota, Metazoa, Chordata, Mammalia, Perissodactyla, Rhinocerotidae.